AUUGUACCUACCACUCACCGCAUAACAAGGUAUUCUUCGUUCAGCAAGACAACAGGGUUCUUCUCCGAACGAUCAUCUGACUCAAAACUCGUAAGAUUCCGGAAUUGAUUGUCUUUCCCUCUGCUCCACCAGAGAAUUAGAGAGGUUCUAUUUAGACUGUAAUGUCUUCAGAAAAGAGUAUAAUUGAUAUCAAGUCAUGGGAUGGUACCAUUUCAUUUGGAGAGUUCUAUGCCACCGCUUGUGCAUUUGCUGAGCAGUGGAAGAAGUUUAGCUCUGGUCUUCCUCAAUGGUCAUGGGUGAAAUGUCCAAAGCCUCAUGGGGUUCCUGCCACCAGUGUAGAAGGAUAUCUAUGCAUGGAUGGUGCAAUUCUUCCCAGGUCUACAAUGGAAGAUAAUCAUGAAUGUGGUGAUGGUGGAGUAGAAGAGAUGGUUUGCUUGGCGGAAGAGGAGUUAAUUGAUAGUGCUGUAUUGGUUCAACAGCACAAGCAUGAAAGGUGCCACUAUGACUUCCAUGUUGUGUACAGCUUAUCUUAUAGGGUUCCUGUGCUAUACUUCCGUGCAUAUUGGAGUGAUGGACAACCUUUGGCAUUGGGUGAUGUGGAAAAUGACAUCCCUGCAAGCACACUACGAGAGCUAAACGUAUCCAAAUGGACCUUUAUAACUCAGGAGGAGCACCCAUACUUGAAUCGACCAUGGUUCACCUUACAUCCAUGCGGGACUAGUGAGUGGAUGAAGCUUCUAUUUACUAGCGACGCCUCUGCAGUGGCGCUGGGCAGAGUGGCUGUCGACAGAUAUCUAGUGUCGUGGUUCUCAGUUGUUGCACAGGUUUUUGGUCUCAAACUUCCCUUUGAAAUGUUUAGCAACUCUUGUCAGCCAUAGUUAACUUCUGCCUAUACGCAUUUUCAAGCAUGUAUAUGGUUGUAUUGUAACAUCAUUUUUAUCGCAUUCUUGUUUAAACACAUCAAUACUAACACUAAUGAUGGCAGUUUCACUCAAGCUCAACCAGAAACAGGGACGGGACUUCAUGCCAUCCGGUUGACAUCCCCAAUUAACACGCAAAAUUAAUCCCUUGUAAAUAGGGGUGUGCAUAAUUCGGUGAAAUUGUUGCUAACCGAUUGAACCCUAAAUUUUGGUUAUUUUGUCCCAUCCUGUUGACAUUCUUAAUCAGCAUACCAAAUGAAUCCCUUGUAAAUAAAUGUGUGUAUAAUUCGGUGAAAAUGUAGUUAACUGAUCAAACCCAUAAUUUUGGUUAGUUAUUUGUGUCAUUCUGUUGACAUUCUUAAUCAACACACAUAAUGAAUGAUGAAUCCCUUGUAAA
Ipomoea triloba (trilobed morning glory) is the source of this 1317-nucleotide messenger RNA. RefSeq names its product ubiquitin-like-conjugating enzyme ATG10. NCBI's taxonomy places the organism in Eukaryota, Viridiplantae, Streptophyta, Magnoliopsida, Solanales, Convolvulaceae. The record is from RefSeq and is a predicted model, not a curated record. The coding region runs from base 162 to 878 and encodes 238 amino acids. Gene Ontology annotation, molecular function: Atg12 transferase activity. The transcript is spliced from 7 exons. Gene Ontology annotation, biological process: protein lipidation; macroautophagy; protein modification by small protein conjugation. Gene Ontology annotation, cellular component: intracellular anatomical structure.